CAAACCAUUGUUCUGCAUCGACUUGAAAAGUAACACAUUCCCAGCCAGUGGACAUACGCCGAAACCUGUGGUCUAGGGAAGUGCAGACUUAUGGCCUGGUUUAGAAUUGGGCCACAUUGUCUGAACUGGGAUUACUCAAAGUCGUGACUGGGUCACUGGUACUUAACAUUAAUAUUGCUGUCUAGACUGGCAAUCGCUCUUUCCCUUAAUGUCCGACAUGACCUCUCCCUCGAAUCCUGUACCAGCUUGCAGCGAUCGGGCGAAGGCCAGGAAAGCAAGAAUCAAACAGCUGGAGCUGGAACAACAGAAAUGGGAUCAAGAAGCUCUGGUCAUGACAGAGGACCAGAAGCAGACAUUACUACUUUCUUUCAAGUCUGUCAAGACGGAAUUCAGUGACCUGGAUGGCCUCUCUUGGUCGCGUUAUACGAAAAGUGGUCAUGACAAUUGGGUUGCAGAUGAUCCAACGCCCAAGCCAUCCUGUACUGAAUUCGACCAGUUUCAGAUAAGACCCGUUCACAUACAGCCCAAGUCAAUGCCCCCCUACGCUGUGCUAUCACAUGCUGAGCUGGCUUCUUUCGCACCUGAGGAAACUAUUCGUGUAUCUCGCCUCGGCUCUCAGUCACCUCGAUCACCUUUGCUGCAAUGCUCUUCAGCGAACCAUCUGUUCCGUAUUCCACACUCCCCUGUCAUUCCUCCCAUGGUUACCGAACGGUGUAGUAAUGCAUCUUUAAAUUCACCAUGCCCACGGCAGUCGAAAUUCGACACUGUUCGCCAGAUACCAAACUCUCGAUUGAGUUCACUCGUCGAAAUUUAUCAACCAACAUUACCUGAGCAAAUCUCAAUGGAGCAUACCCCUCAAAUGCCAGAACGCACAGCACUCGAUGUCCCAUAGCUGUCGCCAGUAGCUUAGCACGACGACUAACCUAUAUUAUAUCAUAUAUACCUUGUACACGUGUAGCUGUUCGUUCAUUGUCACUACUGCUAAUCGCUAAACUUGUUGAUCCACUGAA
Messenger RNA from Serpula lacrymans var. lacrymans S7.9, 1010 nucleotides. RefSeq lists its product as uncharacterized. Bases 209 to 892 code for a protein of 227 amino acids. NCBI's taxonomy places the organism in Eukaryota, Fungi, Basidiomycota, Agaricomycetes, Boletales, Serpulaceae. The transcript is spliced from 4 exons. The record is from RefSeq and is a predicted model, not a curated record.